AUGCCUUCACCUCCACAACAGGCUACGUUUGUACAAGCGAUGGAACAUCAUACAGACUGGAUUAAUGACUUGAUCCUGUGUUGUAAUGGAAGAUUUCUGCUGUCAGCUUCUAACGAUACCACAGUAAAAGUAUGGAAUGCCACGAAACAUUUCUGUAUGUCAACAUUACGAACACACAAGGAUUACGUGAGUUGCUUAGCGUACGCCAGGGAACACGAAAAAGCGGCCAGUGCAGGAUAUGAUCAAUCAAUUUAUCUGUGGGACAUUGCUACGCUAACGAAACUUACUACUACCAACAACACUGUGACCACUUCAUCUUUGAUGGGUUGCAAGAACAGCAUCUAUGCGUUGGCCAUGAACGAUUCGGGAACGGUAAUUGUAUCUGGCAGUACGGAAAAGGUUCUUCGAAUCUGGGAUCCUAGAACUUGUCAAAAGAUAAUGAAGCUUCGUGGACAUACCGAAAACAUACGAGCUAUUGUUAUUAGUCCUGAUGGUACAAAGUGCAUAUCAGCAAGCGCGGACGCAACGGUCCGUUUAUGGGACCUAGGUCAGCAGCGAUGUAUUGCCACUUGUUUAGCCCACCAAGAAGGCGUUUGGACAUUGCAGACAGACAACGCGUUCUCGUUUGUGUACAGUGCUGGCAGAGACAGACGGGUCUUUAGAACACCAAUUUGUGAUUUUACCCAAAGUUACCUUUUGUUCGAGGAAGAUGCGUUUGUGAAGAAAUUAUUGCUGGAUGAUCACGACCGUCCCUCAGCAAUCUGGUCUGCCACCUGGAAUUCAACCAUAAAAAGGUGGCCAUUACCUUCGAACACCCAGUUAUCGAUAGGAGAUGGUCAGUUAGAAGACGACUUUGCUCAUCUUUCUAUGAAUGCCUUACAUCGUUCGCCGGAUAUUGUCACGGCGGCUUCAAAUGUUUCCGGCGUCCCAAACUCCCUCUACUUCCCUGGUGGAGGGAAGUGUAGGAGGGUGGCUGAUUUUGGUAAGAGACCAUUCGAGGACGUCGUAUUGGAGCACAAUCGAAAAGUUUUCGUGCCAAGCUGGUUUUCUGUAGAUUACAAGAGCGGUAUGCUACAAAUAACGCUUGAAGAAGGCGACGUGUUCUCUGCAUGGUUGUCAGCGAAAGACGCUGGUGUUGAGGAUUCGGAUAACAAGAUUAAUUAUGGUGGAAUGAUGCUCCGCUCCCUUUUCGAACAUUAUCAACACUGUGAUAUGGGUGCGGAUGGAUCCGAAACAGCUCUGGCCACUGCUGGCUACAUUUCGAUUCCAGGCCAUACGCCCAUCAUAUUGUCAGAAGUCAAUGGACGUACGGUUCUACGAUUACUGGUACGUGAUGCUGCCAACGAGGCAGAAUCAGCUUGCUUAGCGAAGGAUCUACCAGAGUGGAUAACCGCAGUUGUUGAAAGAAGUAUGCUACCAAAAUUCACAAAGAUGCCUUUCUACCUUCUGCCACACGCUAGCUUGAAUGUAAAGACGCCGAAAAAAGAUCGCCUUUCUGCUACCGAAAUGCUGCAAGUUCGUAAAGUAAUGGAACAUGUGUAUGAGAAGAUAUUGAACAGUCCGGAAUCAACAAUGGGGGAAACACCGAUGCCAGUUCAGAUUCCUACCAACAUAGAACAAAAGAUGGAACUCUACUGUAACGAACAAAUCCUUUGUUACUUGACGCAUUACCGUUCUUUCGCCUUCCCAUUGGUAUCCGCUAAUGACUUCCCAUUACUAUAUUUCCGAAGCCCAAAUCUCACAGAUAUGAGAUCAGCGUCAUCGAGUGAUGUGGAGCCGUCAUCGGAUGAGCAACCUCCGGUAUGGACGAGUGCAAGUUUUUUGGAACUUCGCACUGAAUUCUUAGCUGAUCGGACUGAGUUCAAGGCUUUAGAGAUCCUCAAGCGAAUGGUGGCUAUAGAUGUCAAACAGGUUGAUGCAAAUGCCUGGCUUGAAUGCAAAGAUUUGAUGUCAAUGCUGCUAAAUGCAAUCCCAGUCCAAACGUUGCUGGAAACUCAACAGAUUAUGCUGUUGACGGCUCUCGAGUCAUGCCCGUCGCACGUGGUUACUGCACUUGCUGCUCAUCUUACAGCCAAUCAAGAUGUCGUCUCACCACUGUUAAAUAGUGUAGCUCAAGCAGUAGCUGUAGCCUUCGCACGUCGGAUCAACGAUCCCGAUACAUUUGAGCAGUUGGCGACCUUACUUGCACCGGUAUCAAGUAAUCCACAAUUGCUUCAAGAACUUCAACAUCAGUUAGCGACGACCGAGAGUUCAGAGCAUCGUUUCAAAGUUUACCAGGUACUUCUUUGUGCCAUGCAACGCGGCUACUACACUCCUGCGCUUGCACCAAUGUUACAAAGUUUGGUAAAAGAGCUCUCAAGUGAAGACGUGCUAGUUGUGCUAGCAGCUAUGGAUGCUUUGUCGGAUGCAGCGAUCGCGUCCAGCGAGAGUGCCAAUAUUGUUAACGAAUCGGGAGCUCCCCAGAAGGUCCGGCAUUUUGACAUAGUUGAUGCUUCACAGCGAGUAUUGGCUUUUGAUACUCUGGCACAAGUUGCGUACAAAGCUGAGGCGAAGCAAAAUCUGCAGCGAUUACUCGGUGACCAAGGCGUAUCGCGUGUGAUGGAGGCUUUUGCUGCGUCUUUAUCCAGUGGACCAAUCGAACUUCGUGCCCGACAUCUUGAAGCAUUUGCGACUCUUUUUCAACAUGGCGACGAUUCGCUGUUGUCACAAUGGUUUUCUUACUUGGGUUCACCAAUGCCAUCUGUACUAUUGAGCCUAGUCCAGAAACCCUUCCCUGAUCUACGUUUGGCAUCACUUCAUGCCUUUGCUUCCCUGCUAGCACAUCCUUUCGGCUUGCAAACGUUCCUCGGGCUGUCAGGCUUCCUUGACUGGCUGUUGGACCAGUCUACUGAACAUGAAUGGGAAGCCGGCCGUCUGAAGGCGGACAUCAUCCGAGCCCUGAUCGCCAGUAAUUCAUCACUUAUCGACGCGCCUUUGAAAUUACGAUUGAAGGCAUAUUUCGUAGCACCAAAACGCGAUCCCGAAGUGGAGAUGAUGUUGUAG
Molecule: messenger RNA, 3042 nt
Organism: Haemonchus placei
Lineage: Eukaryota; Metazoa; Nematoda; Chromadorea; Rhabditida; Trichostrongylidae
Source: the annotation of a GenBank genome assembly